ACACGAGCUUCACAACUUCGCAGAAUCACCGCUUAGCUGACCAGCAUGCCGACAUCCUGUCUCCCCGCUGCGCAGGCUGCCAUCGGUCCGGUCCUCGAUCUCUUGACUCCCCUACUCGCCAAGGGCGACGUCGACUUGCUGCUCAAGCUGUUACAGACCUUCUCAGCACUGCUGUUGUCAUAUCCGUCAAUACAUGGGCCGCUCCUGGCGCUCACUCUGCGUCACUGCCUCCAGCUGCAGAGCAACAAGGUCCAAGUAGUGAGCUCCACAGCCGCAGCUACGGUCCGCCAAGCCAUCAUGAUUGUCUUCGAAAAGGUCGUUGAAGAAGAUCGCGUACUUGACGGCAUCAAAGAAGGAGGUGAAGAUGCAGCUGUCGCCGCGCCCUUGGCUGCAAUGACGACCGAGGUACCAGGCGAAGAAAAUGUCACGCUUUUCCCCUCAUCGGCAGAUGCAUUCAAAGCCUUCUGCGACCUCAAUGCGCUUGCACAGGACGAGGCGGCUGACUUCCUGGAACUAUCCUCACUCCCUCGUACCUUCACUCUGGAGCUCAUCGAAUCAAUCCUCACCAAUCACACCGCACUGGUCCGCAAUCACCCAGAGCUCCUACAUACAUUGCGCGAGUCGACGUGCCCGCUACUCAUCAAAGCCCUCAGCGAGAAGCCAGCAUUUCCUACUGCGCUACGUUACAUGAGGUUGCUCUUCGUACUACUGCGCCAAUUCAGCGCCGACCUGGUCAUCGAGACCGAGAUUCUCGUCAGCAUCCUGCUGCGCUUUGUAGCGCCUAGCGCGGAUCCGCAGCAAGAGGCCGUCCCCAAGUGGCAGAGGAUCAUCGCGCUCGAAGUCACUCGAUCUCUCUGUUCUGACAGCAUAUUCCUUCGGAACCUCUGGGCCUGGUUCGACGGCAAGGACUCGCCAGCCAAGGUCUUCCUGAAUCUCGUCGAGGUGCUCAAGGCAGUAGCCGAGGAAGGCGGGACCGCUAUUGGAGCGAGUCGCAAUGCGUCUGUGACCAGCCCUAGGCAAAGCAUCGAUCGCAGGACAUCUGGCGCCUUUAGCCUGUACGAAGCCGCCGCAGGAGUUGCCAACGCAAUGCUCAGCGGCAGUCAGGACAGCGCAAUUGGCAACCUCACUCUGUCAUCAACGCCACCGCUGCAGUUCAUCGACCAGCUGGAAAAGGCAGAAGCACCCAACGCCCCAGCGACCUACGCCUACCUUCUAGGUCUGCAGUCCCUCGUCCACGUAGCGCAAUCGCUGGCGCAGCACAUCCUGCCAGCCUACUCGAGCUUCGUCAAUGCCAGGUCAUCAGGCGCCCGGCUGGCACCCCCGAGACUCGACUUCCAGCAAGUCGAGCAAAAGCAGCGUCGUGACCUUCUCAACUGCAAAGCAAUGGUGUCUCAAUCCUCCAAGACGCUUCGCUCCUCCUUGUUCUUCCUCCUCUCUGCCCAACUAGACGACUCCCUCUUUUGCGAGGUGUUGACGGCGGUGCGCAAUUGGACAAAUGUUUGCGGCGUGCUUGGAGAGGACGAGGCUAGGAACUCGUUCAUUGCUGGCAUCUCGUCCAUAGCUCUACCCCAGCAGCUCCCCGACGAUGAUCCCAGUGCACCUGAGAUAGGCCUUUCAGAACGCAACCUGGCAGCUCUGCGAGUCCUGGCGCAUGUCGCCACCUACCUCUCUGGAAUCCUGGACGGGCACUGGCGUCCUGUGCUGGCAGCCCUAUGCGACGCAGAGCUUCUCAUCAAGAGAGCAAAGGGGCGGCGAGAGAACGUACAGGGCAAUAUCUCCCAGGAUGACGAUAAGGCCGCGGGACCCAUGAGCCCCAGAGCCAGCUCGAGUACCGCCGUCUUUCAGCCUGGCUUUUCGGUCGCCUCAACGCCGACAGACUCUAAGACGGGCAGACCGCAGCUCCUCGCCGGGCUCGACUUCGAUAGCCUGUUGCGUGAAGUAGCCAACUGCUUUGAAAACACCACUUCCCUCGACGGUGAUGCCUUUCAAGCCUUCCUCGAGGCUCUCUGCGAUCUCUGCGAUGCUUCGGCACGCCAGGCAGCAACUAAUUCAUCAGCGCCACCGACGAUGGUUCUGUCGACGCCGACGAAGGAUCGCCGGCCCUCUGGAGCAGCGACCUCCGGCCAACUGCAGAGACCACUUCGCGAUAGCGUCCUGUCGGGCUCCAUCUACAUGCUCAAUCUCGACACUGUGCUGCGUCUCAACGUCAAGCGACUCAACGAGAGCAGUGAAGAGCGCGGCUGGAGUCAGGCGACCAAAGUGCUGCUCGAUCUAGCAUGUGACUCCAACGUCCGGCCGGUCCUCCGCACUCAAGCCGCAGAAGCCCUCGCUGCGCUGCUUCUCGCCUCCAUGGGCACAGAGCACGAAAAGGCAGAAGCGGAAGCCUUGCAACGCCGGGUGUUUGCGCCUCUGCGCACGGUGAGCGUCCUCAACAAGGAUGUCUCGCAGCCCGCCGUAGAAGUGCGCAAGGUCGGUGUUGAGACACUGCGCAAGAUCCUUGAGACUCACGGCUAUGCGCUGAGGUUAGGGUGGGACGACAUCUUCGAGACCGCAAUCGCCGCUUGUCAUCGUCCUUCGCACGACGCAAAUGCAGCCAGGAUGACACUUCCCCUCGUCAAGACGGCGUUCGCUGCCACGCAGCUGAUCUGCAACGAUCUUCUGGCAGCACUGAGCCUCGAUCAGCUUCUGCUUGUCAUCGAAGCUCUUCAAGGCUUCGGCUUGGCAGAGGAUAUCAACGUCGCGCUCACGGCCAGCAGUGCUCUGUGGAGCCUCACAGCAGAAAUUGCGGACCGCUCCUCGCCCUCGUCGUCCACAUCGUCCUCUACCACCGCUGCUCCUGACUGUCUCCCGCUCUGGCUUAGGCUCCUUACAGCCUUCCGCCUCAUUGCCGCAGAUGGCCGGGCCGAGGUACGUGAUGCGGCCAUCUCUGGACUCUUCCGCGUGUUGUCCUCGUAUGGGCAGAUGCUCGACUCUACAGCAUGGUCGACAGCGUUGCGUAAGGAGGUCUUCCCUCUUCUGGACGCUACCGCUGCAGCUAGCGUCGCGCCGAAGUCACCGCCUGCACCGACAAUUGGCGCAUCUGAAGCCGACACAGCCUCUUCGCCCUCUCGCACUCGUCGCAAAUCGUCACUGAGUCGACCGAGUCAGGAAGACCCCGCUGCAGAGCAGGCCCAGCAAUGGCAAAAGACGCAGUCCGUGGCAUACGAAGAGCUUGCGCCGGUCGUCAGCGCCUUUCUCUCUUCGCGCCUGAUAGCCGCAGAAGACUUUGUCGAGCUGUGGGACACACUUUUGGCAAAGAUCAAGUCGAGCUUCCUCGCCGGACCAGCCCUCGUCUCGCAGGCAUCCAUCGCUGCUCUCCGUACCAUCUUGUCAUCUCAAGUCGACGCACAGAACGACAAGAUCCGCUAUGCUUGGCGGCAAGCCUGGUUGACCUGGGCGGGCAUGGCCGACAGUCUUGCGUCGGCCCCCACAACUUUCUCGCACCCCAAUCUGCUCGCGUUCGGGGAGACCUUCUCCGAGCUCUACCGCUGCCAGCCGGAGAGCGUAGAAUUGGAGGCAGUACCACGGCUGCACCUCGUUGAGACGUACGCGGGGUCCGGGCAGGGCAUCAAUGACGUUGACAAGUUGACGCCUGUUCAGGCUGCGACGCGCGACAUUUUGUUCGCGCUGAACCACCAGCCUGGCCUACCUGCAGCACUGCUUCGCACGAUUGCUGAGAGGAUCUCCUUGCCCUUCACGCUGCUGCCCUCGGCAUCAGGGGCCCAGCCGCAGCAAGGUUCGAGCUCGCAGCGUACGUACAUUGCCGCCCACAAAGAAGCAGUGCGCGACGCCAUCAACCUUUUUAGCAAGCAUAAGCACGAAGCGGAUACGUAUACCUCAGGCGCCUUCAACGCCGUCCUAGCGGCUCUGGCUGUACCCAUCAAGCUGCGCUACGAUUGUCCACAACCUUAUCGGUAUGCGCCGAAGGACCUGGCCCCUCCUCGCCCUCUCUGGCAGGAGGCCACCCUGGCUUUCGCCUCGAUGUGCCCUGGAGCCUGUGAUUUCCUUGAUGAAGCGAGCGAGCAGGACCUGCCCGACGAAGAUUUGGAAGGUAUUUGGCGUCACCUGCUCGCCGUCUACCAGGCAGCUUUCGACGGCGACUGCUCAGGCCACGAAGAGGACCAGGAGCGAGACGGAGCUUUCGACCUCGUCAUCCUCUGCAUCUUUGAGCGACACGUCUGGCCCGUGUUGGGGAGUAAGCGCACACCUGCAGCCAUCGUGGAGCAGUUCGCCGUCUCCCUCGCUCGUGCGAGUCGGUGCCACGAGGAGAGUGCAGCCCUUGACCGCGACCCACCCCAAUCAUCCAGUAGCGGGCAAGCGGAAGUCUACGAGCUCAACGGUCCAAAACUGCCCUCAGGUACCGUCCUGGCUCCGCAGGCGACGUCGCGGGAGAAUUUGGCCAAAGCCUGCCUGAACAUGCUCUUUCUUAUGUGCUCGAACUCCCUGCUUCCCGGCAUCGAGGACAACGAGGAGCGCAAGCGUAGACGACAUCGUGUCGCGGCCCUGUCGCUGCCCGUCCUCCUUCGACGAGUCAAGGCAAGUCUCAAGAGCUACACAGCAGACGCAGCGUUGCUGGGAAGCGCCCCUUUCCCGCGUCUGAGGGACGAAGAGGCCUACCUCAUCCUUUCGCACCUCCUCGAUCUUCGUCUCCAACCAGAGACACUCUCCGCCGCGAAGUCGGGGGACGCGACACAAUACCUUGAAGCACACUACUCUGGCGAAGAGCAGCAGGGCGAGGCAACGCUGGCCUCAUUGGCGCAUCGCACUCCACUCUCGCACCUCUUCGCCCUGCACGGUACCCUCCUCGACGUAGUUGCCCUCAGCUGCGUCGCUUCAGCGUCCCCAGUGAGCGGGCGCGGUCCGCUGCUCCAUCACAUGCCGCAGGGCUUCGACUAUGGGGACACGAGCCUCCUUGGCGGAGGCGAUCUUUUCGGCGGUGAUCGCCGAGAUCGUGGCCAGCCGAGGAGGAUAGCGGACCUCGCCAGGGAUUGCUUGAACCUGCUGUCUGAGUCGUUUGAGUAAUGGAUGGGCGGUCGGCUGCUCACUGGACUCUAUUGUAUAUUCGCAUCAACAACCUCAGUACCAUCGUAA
Molecule: messenger RNA, 5130 nt
Organism: Jaminaea rosea
Lineage: Eukaryota; Fungi; Basidiomycota; Exobasidiomycetes; Microstromatales
Exons: 1
Coding region: 46-5061 (1671 amino acids)
Source: RefSeq, a predicted model, not a curated record